This is a messenger RNA of Penicillium digitatum Pd1, 321 nucleotides long. RefSeq names its product DUF3602 domain-containing protein. NCBI's taxonomy places the organism in Eukaryota, Fungi, Ascomycota, Eurotiomycetes, Eurotiales, Aspergillaceae. The record is from RefSeq and is a predicted model, not a curated record.
AUGAACAGAUACGUCGAUGGCGAGAUUGUCCGCGAAGGCCCCUACGGCGACCAAGGUGAUGGCGCUUACUCCGCCGGCCGAGGCGGUGCUGGAAAUAUCGGCUCUCCAAUGGUCAAACCCUCGUCCAAGGCUCCCCACGACGUCGAAAUGAUUCCCGAACUCGCGGUGCGCAACUCAACAGAUGAGACAUACCACACCGGGCGUGGUGGACAGGGAAAUGUUCAUCUUGAUGAGGCUGCGCUCCAGGAGAAGGAGAAGAAGAAGGCUGCGCAUGAGGGGUUGGCGGAUAAGUUGAAGCAUAAGUUGCUGGGGCGGAAGUAG